Messenger RNA from Cuscuta europaea, 2570 nucleotides. NCBI's taxonomy places the organism in Eukaryota, Viridiplantae, Streptophyta, Magnoliopsida, Solanales, Convolvulaceae. The record is from the annotation of a GenBank genome assembly.
UCUCAAUUAUGUAUAAAUCCCCCAUAAUCCUCUUGUAAUUAAUCCCUUCCUUGGAUACUAUCAUUAUUCUUGUAUAAAUUGUGGUAAUACAAAGAUGAUAGAUUCUAUGGUACCUAUAAGGUACCAUACCUUUGUCCACAUGGACCAAUGAAAAUGUAGCAGUUGAAUUAUUUAAAUCUAAAUUAAAAAUGAUAAAGUGAUAUGGUCAAAUCAAAUGAAUGAUAGGUACGGUACCCCAUUUUUUAGAAAGGUAAAGGAGUUGUCACCUACAAAGAAUACGCCUGAAGGGGUUUUAUUCAAUCUCCUAUAUGGUAUCAGACUAGGUCGAUACUACUCCCUUUCCGCCAUGGCUGCUGAAUCCUCCACGCCAAGAACAACUAUUCAUCCUGCCCUCACUAUUAACAACAUUAAAACUCACAUCCCAAUCACACUUGAUCUCAAGGAUGAUGAAUAUUCAUCCUGGGUUUUCCUGUUUGAACUUCACCUUGAGGCACAUAACCUCAUGUUUCUCAUAAACCAGGAUCCUGCUCCCAGCACAAUUGAUGUACCCACCCGCAAACAGCUUGAUGCAUUGGUUCGGCAGUGGAUGUUCUUCACCAUGUCAAAGGACUUGAUGCUCACAGUUCUCAAGUCUGGGAAAACUUCCAAGGAUUUGUGGGAGCACCUCAAAACUCUGUUCCAGGACAAUAAAGGGACUCGUGCAGCAACUCUGGAGAGUAAAUUUGUCAAUCUCAAGCUCACUGAUUGUUCUGACGUCGACGAUUACUGUGAUAAGCUCAAAGCUAUCUCCGACCGUCUCCAGGAUCUCGAGUUUCCCAUGGAUGACAAGCGGUUGGUCAUACAGCUUGUCAAUGGCCUCCCACCAGAAUAUGAUACUGUAGCUUCGCUCAUCUCACAGACCAUGUCGUCUUUUGAGGCGGCUCGGUCACAGCUUCGCACAGAGGAACACCAAUCUUCUGCCGGUCCGCCCAUUGCUCUGGCGACUCCAGAACCUGCUGUCCCUGCUGCUUUCAUCGCUCCAUCACCAAAUCAGGCUCCCACCCCUUCUCGCCAAGCUUCACCGCGUUUCUCGAAUCCCACAGGAGGACGCCGCAAUCGCUCGAACGGUCGCCGCCCACCUGGAUCUGCUCCUGUCGGCACCUUCGCUUCUGGUCGCUAGUCGUCUCCUGAGGUUCCUCCUGUUGCUGCUCCUCUGAUUUCAGGCUAUCCAUGGCACCUUUACUGGACCGUUCCGCCUUGCCGUUAUCCUACGGCGACGACGACGCCUUUCUGGUCGUGACCCUCUGCUCCAGUAUCUCACACGCAAGUUUCGUCCAGGCUCCACAUUUGUCUCCCUUGUGAAAUGCCUUCUAUGAGAAAUUGCAAACCAGUAGCAACACCUGGGUGCUCCCACAUUAUAUCGCAGUCUUACGGGUGCUCUACAGUAUUUGACCUCUACUCGCCCUGAUAUCUCAUAUGCUCGUGAGCCUCAGUUUCAGGCUCUUAAACGCAUCUUACGUUACUUGCAGGGAACCAUUAAUCACAGACUCUUCAUAUCUUCCAGUCCCAUUUCUGGCCUUACCGCAUACUCCGAUUCUGAUUGGGUAGGCUGCCCUCACUCACGCUGCUCUACAUCCGGUUUUUGUAUUUUCCUUGGUGACAAUUUCAUCUCCUGGUCUUCUAAACGACAGCCAACUGUUUCCCGCUCCAGUGCAGAUGCUGAAUAUAGAGGAGUUUCUAAUGCUGUUGCCGAGUCCCGUUGGCUGCGAAAUCUCCUCCUUGAAAUCUCUAGUAACCCUAUUCAACAUCAUCGCAUCCAGCACGUUGAAAUUGAUAUACACUUUGUUCGCGAGCAUGUUCAACUUGGAGACAUUCGGGUUCUUCAUAUUCCAGCUGAGUAUCAAUAUGCAAAUAUAUUUACUAAAGGCCUUCCUCGACAACUUUUCUACCAUUUUUGUGAUAGUCUCAACAUCCGAGCAUCUCCUGCUUCGACUACGGGGUGUAAUAGCAUGACAUAUUUAGAUAUAUUCUCUUGUCAUACUUAGAUGAUUUGCAAUAUUCUCAAUUAUGUAUAAAUCCCCCAUAAUCCUCUUGUAAUUAAUCCCCUUCCUUAGAUACUACCAUUAUUCUUGUAUAAAUUGCGGUAAUACAAAGAUUUCCCCUAAGGAGUUUUAUUCAAUCUCCUAUAAAGAGUUAGCAUUUCAUUUUCGGGCCUCUAUAAACGAUAGUUUUAUAAAUCUUUUAAUCUACUCAUUGUAUUUUCAAUUUUUCUUUUGAAAAUGUAAUUUCAGUUUUAUUACUUUUAUAGUUUCUCUAUUGUAGAUUUUUUUGUUUACAUAUUAGGGAUAGUAGUUUGUUGGGGUUUUAAUACUUUAACAUGCCAUAAUGCCAAUAAAGUGUUUGUAUAUUCGGAAGAAGUGUUCACAAGUUAUUUUGAAUGGACCUACAAAAUUAAUUUCCAUACACUAAAUUUUUUCUUGAAGUUGAAAUUGAGAUUAGAAAAUCUGUAGUUACCAUAAUACGGAGUAUUUUAAAAAUACUUGCAAAUGUGAAUUAUGUAAAUGUAAUAUGAAUGAAUAUUAUUUAACCGC